This is a messenger RNA of Motacilla alba alba, 13912 nucleotides long. RefSeq names its product interleukin 1 receptor accessory protein like 1 (gene IL1RAPL1). Gene Ontology annotation, molecular function: interleukin-1 receptor activity. Gene Ontology annotation, biological process: signal transduction; negative regulation of exocytosis. The record is from RefSeq and is a predicted model, not a curated record. NCBI's taxonomy places the organism in Eukaryota, Metazoa, Chordata, Aves, Passeriformes, Motacillidae. The coding region runs from base 1207 to 3324 and encodes 705 amino acids. The transcript has 12 exons.
GGCGCGGGGAGGCGGGCGGCGCCGGGGCGGAGGGAGAGAAGGAGGGAGGCCCCGCUAUCCAGGAGUUUCUCCAGGAUCCCUUCGGAAGGGCCCUCCCCGGCGGCUCCCCCCGCAGAGCGGCGAGUGCGGCGGUGUCCAUCGGGUGGCAGUGCCGGCCCCUUCCUGCCGGCCCGGCGGAGGGCGCGUUCAGCCGAGCGAGCGAGCCCGUCUCGUAGGAACACAGGGAUCGUUCAUGCACUGCAGUUUCUCUCGCCUCUCUCCCUCCCUCUCUUCCUCUGCUUCCGAGGAUAUUUUGGGUGGAUUGUGGUUAUCAAUCAAGACCUCCUCUUUGCUGAUCACUUGUCAUUUUCACCGGGGAUUAGUAUCGUUCAGGGCAAGCGGACAACUGAUUUUUUUUUUUUUCUUUCUUCUUUUCCAUUUGGAGAAUUUCCCACCGAACCUCCCCCCUCCUUUUUUUUUUUUUCCUUUUUUUUUUUUUUUUUUUUUUUUUUUUUUUGGCGCUGCGGUGCGGGUGCUAGGACCCGUCAGGCACCCUCCCCCGGCCCCCCCUCGGAGCUUUUUCCCCACAUUCGCCCGGCGCCAGGAAAGGAGCCCCCUCUGGACCGUCGCUCGCCGGAUACUUGGUGCGGGCAGCCGGGAUCCGGCCCGCGGCGCGGCGCGCUGGGCGCGGAGCUGCCCGCGGGCGGCGCGGGGGCCCCAGGCCGGCCGCCCCCUUCCCCCCGCCCCCCCUCGCCGCACCUGGAUGGUUCCUCCCGCCGGCGACGCGGGCACUUUCUGAACUAGGAAGGAAGGGGCGACUCGGGGGGGGGGGUGGGGGGCGCCGAAGUCUGUAUGGAAUUACCUGCGCCCCCGGCGGAGCUGGCAGCGGUGGAUGGAUGGGCGCCGCGUCCGCGGCACUCGCGGCCAGCUGAGCCCCAGGAGUAAACACGGGGCUCCUCCGGCCGAGUGCGCAGUGUGGUGACCGGCACUCGCCUCGCUGACUGAUCGCACCGGAGGAAUAUUUCGGGAGACUCCUGUGGGACCCCUUGUGACACACAGGCUGCAUACCUGUACCACCCAUCUCGAAGGAAAGCACAAUUGUCUCCAGAAGGUGUUAUAAAACUGGUGCUGUAGAGGAGUAGGCACUGACAGUGUGGGAAUGUAUUACAUGAUACAUGUAAAGUGGCAUGCAGCAUGCAAGGAUUUGCAAAUUCAGGACAAUAGAGAAUGGAAGCAGCCACGGAAAGACAGAAGAUGAAAGCUCCUAUUCCCAACUUGAUUCUCUUGUAUGCUACUCUGACUCAGAGCUUGAAGGUUGUAACCAAAAGGGGAUCAGCUGAUGGAUGCACUGACUGGUCUGUGGAUUACAAGAAAUAUCAAGUUCUAGUGGGAGAACCUGUUCGUAUAAAAUGUGCACUCUUUUAUGGAUAUAUUAGAGCUAAUUACUCCCUAGCCCAAAGUGCUGGACUUAGUUUGAUGUGGUACAAAAGCUCUGGACCUGGAGAUUUUGAGGAACCUAUAGCUUUUGAUGGAACCAGAAUGAGCAAAGAAGAAGACUCCAUUUGGUUCAGACCAACAGUGGUACAAGACAGCGGGCUCUAUGCAUGUGUUAUAAGAAACUCAACUUACUGUAUGAAAGUGUCCAUUUCGCUGACGGUGGGUGAAAACGACACCGGACUCUGCUACAAUUCAAAGAUGAAAUAUUUUGAAAAAGCUGAACUUAGCAAAAGCAAGGAAAUCUCAUGUCCUGAAAUUGAGGAUUUUUUAUUUCCAUUUAGGGAGCCUGAAAUUCUAUGGUAUAAGGAAUGCAAGUCAAAGACAUGGAGAUCAAGUAUUGUGUUUAAAAAGGACACUCUUGUCAUUCGGGAAGUUAGAGAGGAUGACAUUGGAAAUUACACUUGUGAGCUAAAAUAUGGAUUCUUUGUUGUCAGAAGAACUACGGAGUUGACAGUUACAGCACCACUAACAGAUAAACCACCAAAGCUUUUACACCCCUUGGAGAGUAAGCUAACAAUUCAGGAGACCCAGUUAGGUGGUUCUGCUAAUCUAACCUGCAGAGCUUUCUUUGGAUACAGUGGAGAUGUCAGUCCUUUAAUCUACUGGAUGAAAGGGGAGAAGUUUAUUGAAGAUUUGGAUGAUAAUCGAGUCUGGGAAAGUGACAUUAGGGUUCUCAAGGAACAUCUCGGCGAACAGGAGGUUUCCAUCUCAUUGAUUCUUGACUCAGUUGAAGAGGCAGACCUAGGAAAUUAUUCCUGCUACGUCGAGAAUGGGAACGGGCGCCGGCAUGCCAGUAUUCUUCUACACAAAAGGGAGCUGAUGUACACAGUUGAGCUUGCUGGUGGGCUUGGUGCUAUUCUGCUGCUGCUUGUUUGUUUAGUGACUAUCUACAAGUGUUACAAGAUAGAGAUUAUGCUCUUCUACAGAAAUCAUUUUGGAGCUGAAGAACUAGAUGGAGACAACAAAGACUAUGAUGCAUAUCUAUCUUAUACCAAAGUGGAUCCUGACCAGUGGAAUCAAGAAACUGGAGAAGAAGAAAGAUUUGCUCUUGAGAUUCUACCAGAUAUGCUGGAAAAGCAUUAUGGAUACAAGUUGUUCAUACCAGACAGAGAUUUGAUUCCCACAGGGACCUACAUUGAAGAUGUGGCAAGAUGUGUAGACCAAAGCAAGCGACUGAUCAUCGUCAUGACUCCAAGUUACGUGGUAAGAAGAGGUUGGAGCAUCUUUGAACUGGAAACAAGGCUUCGAAAUAUGUUAGUCACAGGAGAAAUCAAAGUGAUACUGAUUGAAUGCAGUGAACUACGAGGAGUUAUGAACUACCAGGAGGUUGAGGCCCUAAAGCAUACCAUCAAGCUCCUCACUGUCAUUAAAUGGCAUGGACCAAAAUGCAACAAGUUGAAUUCCAAGUUCUGGAAACGUUUACAGUACGAAAUGCCUUUUAAGAGGAUUGAACCCAUGACAAAUGAGCAGGUUUUAGAUGUCAGUGAGCAGGGGCCCUUUGGGGAACUGCAGACAGUCUCCGCAAUUUCCAUGGCUGCUGCCACCUCCACUGCUCUUGCCACUGCCCAUCCAGACCUGCGCUCCACCUUUCAUAACACAUACCAUUCACAGAUGCGCCAGAAACACUAUUACCGGAGCUAUGAAUACGAUGUACCUCCUGCUGGCACCCUGCCACUUACCUCAAUAGGUAACCAGCACACCUACUGCAACAUCCCCAUGACACUUAUAAACGGGCAGCGGCCGCAGACAAAAACUAACAGGGAGCAGAACCCCGAAGAGGCUCACACAAACAGUGCCAUACUGCCCCUCUUGCCACGGGAGACCAGUAUAUCCAGUGUCAUUUGGUGACCGACAUGCAAGGGGCUGCCAACCCCCUUGAGUAGGAGCAGAGUCUGCAGUCUGGUGCCUGGAACUACAUCCUCGACUGCUGCUGUUAAACAUGCAUUACAAUCGAUAACAAACGAGGAAAAACAGGGUCUUGUACAUAUGUUUUUUGCAAUUUCUUUGUAGCAUCAGUCUUCCUGUUUUACCCAUGUCUCUUCCCAUUCACAUUUUUGACUUUGUUUUAUAUGUCAUUGGAAUUUGUAUAUUUACAUUUUUUUUAAAUGGAGAGACUGCUGUAUAGAUAGGAAAUUUUUUGCUUCAUUAGUAUAGUUUUAGACUUUUUGUUUGUUUGUUUAUAACCUCUCUUGGGAAUGCUUGGACAAAGCUAUGUUGAUAUCAGAAGCACCAUCCAUUUUGUUGGCCUGCCUAGCCAUGCCUGCUGCAGAUCACCUCUUUUGGAGAGUUUUUGUUCUUAGAAGGACCCCACUGCUCGCUGAGAGCUCCAGUUUCAUUUCUACUCCUGUAAUGUGCACUGCUCCUUCCCUGCCCUUACAAAGACCCCCAUUUGGGGUAACACUACAGUCUGACCAUCUAACAUGUAACUUGGUAGAUACCUGUCAAACAAGAGAAAAUACCCAAUCUGUAUCGGUUGCUUCACAGUAGUCACUAGAGUGUGUAGAAACUAUAGCUGGUUUGGUUUUUGCUUUCUUGGGUUUGGUUUCUUUCUUAGUUCUUAUUUUAAGAAUGAGUUGGUUGUAUCCCUUUUAUAAAUAUAAAAGCAACCCUAUUUUUAACAAGUCCUGGAAAAGUAUUAAUGUGGUUGUGGAUUUUAUUUUUUUAAGCACUCUUUUUUUUUUUUCUUUCUCAGCUUUCAAAAUCUUGCAAAUAACAUUUGCAAAUGUCAGGCGAGUGAGACGAGUGAGGCAAUAGACACUGAAGUGCAGAGUCCUGCUGAUAUGUACAGUGAUGACUUCCAAACCAAAGGGGAAUAAAAAAGACAGUAUUGUAGAUGGUUUGUCACUUUGUAUUAUAGAAAGUGUUAUUUUCAAAAAAAAAAAAAGUAAGAGCAAAACAUUAUUUUCCUGUGGAUUUCAGAGUCCCUUGUAUUUUAAUGUUCCAAAAACUGUAUUUGCUUUAAAAUUAUAUAUUCAAGAUUAAGAAAUCAUUUUUUUGAUUUGGUUUUAGCUUGUAACAAUAAAUAAAACUUUAUUAAUUUCAACAUGAUUUCAGUAAGAACUCAGGCAGAAAAAAAUGACGUGAUUACCAGAAAUAUAACUGUUUUCAGAAUAAACUUUAUUUAUACAAAAUUAAUAUUUAAAUCAGACCUGGAAGUAUUAAAAACAAUUUAUUCACUUUAAUGAAUAAAUAAAUUAGUUUUAUUUUUAUGUAUGAUUCCAUCUUUGAGGAGUUGCAAAUAAUGCAUGUACCAUGGCUGACAGGGAAGAAUAAAAGCUCACCACUGUGUUUACAUCCAGACACCUUUGAGACAAAUUAAAUAAGCACCUUGCUCAUAUUUAUGUUUUAAAUAACAGAAAGUCCUUUCUGGUUUUAGAAGGAGAGAGGAGUGGUGCAGUUCUGCAGCAUAUUCAGGCCAAGCUCUCUGCUAGUCCCUGCUGGCAGAAGCAGAGGAGCUGGAGUAGAGUUACUGGUUGCAGCACACUGUCAUAGAGCCACGGGUUUGAUUUAUCCUGGCAAAAUUGUAACUGGUGUCCUGGCAAACAGGACUCAGAGUCUAUUUAUGUAAUUAAUUAGUUUUAGGUGUUUUUAUGGCAGCUGAAUGAUAUCGGCCAAUAUAAUGGAUGUUGUGGGGUUUGCUCGUCAUGAUUGUCACAACAAGAAAAAUAGAGCUUAUAAUAUUUUGGUCUUAAUGAGAAGUGAUUGGAGAAGCUGCAGUUCGGGGGAUGUUUGUGGGAGCAAUCCAGAACUGAUAGUGUGGGAGGAAAUGAUUGUGCUUCAGUUGUGAAAGUCAAGAAAUCUCAGUAUCUGCAUAGGAAUCCAAUAGACCUUUGAGGUGUACACUUUUAUUUGCUUAAAAUGUUUAUUUCUCUGAGAUUAAGCUCAAGUCCUUUUCUACAACCUCUUCUUUAUAUUAUAGUGUCUCUGGACAUGUGCCAAACAUCCACAAAAUGGAAAUUAGGCUGCCAGGUCACAUAAAAUUUUAAGAGAACUUUGCAUGUUGGCUUUAAGAAAGCUAUUAUUUAUUUGCUCUUACAGACACCAGUCAGGCACUGAUGGCAUUUUCCUUCAUUCGUUUGGAUGCCUGUCCUGGUUUUCACUGGGCUGAGGUGGGGGAGAAGGGGAGAGGUUGAAUGAGUAGCAGUGGGGUGCUUAAUUUCCAUCUGGGCUUAAACCACAACAGUCCCGAAUACCCCAGGAUCCUCUGAAAGCAAUGCAUUGUUCUUUUCCUCUUUACAUGCCCUGGUGUAAAGACUGGGAUGUGGAAUAAAUGUAGGAUGUAAUUAUUUGACCACAAUCACAUUUAGACAAUGGGUAGGUGUUUUCUUAGCCACAUGGGAAGUACUUUUCUUUUCUUCUAUUUUUAGUGUAGAUUUAAGCACUUUGAAUGGCAUGAUUCAGGGAUUGACAAAUACUAUUUGAUAUUCUCACUACUUAAAGGAAGAUUUUCUUAUAAUGUUUUGUCAUAAUAUUAAAUAUAAGAAAAACAAACAAACAAACAAAAAAAGAGAAACAAACCACAAAACCUGGAAUAAGUGGAGAAGUUGUCUGUGGCUUUAGAAACAUUCCUCCUUAGUAUUCCUCUUCUGUGAACAGCUCCGUGUGCGGAACAGUGAAGGAAAGUGUUGUGUGUUCACAACUCAUGCUCUAUGUUUGACAAAACUUCUGUUGGAACGCAAAAUAAAAUGGAAACAAACAAAUAAGCAAACAAACCAAAACCAACAAAAGCUGUCAUUGCCCUAGUGCUUACGCUCCAUCAUUUUUGGUUUUUGACAAUGCAGCCUGAAAUGUGCAUGCAAUAACCACAUAUAAGGUUUAGCCAUAAGCAAAUAGCACUUUAUUUUAAAGAACGCACAGUGUGAUGAUCAGAAAAACUUACUCUGCCUGGUCAAUAACUUUGGGUCUGUAUGUGGAUUCUAUGCACGUGAAUUAUCCCAGUGUGGUGCUCUGUCUUUCUAAGGCUCUCUCUAAUCGUGAUAGUCCAUGUUAUAAAAGGACUCUUGUUGCACAGCUUGUGUAAAUUCAGUAUAUAGGUUCUCCAGAGAGCAUAUAUAGCUGGAAAGAAAUGGGAGACUGUACUGAAUGCAGCUAAUUAUUCUGAAGGCAAAAUGCAUUGCUGGGUCUGAUUCUGUUCUCAGUUACAGCACUAUGAUUUGAGAGUAAAUCUAAUAAAACUGAAUGAGCGCAGGAUUGAUUUGUGUGGAAGAAGACAAUUGGAAAAACGAAGAGAAAAGGAAUUCAUAUUUGCAGUCUGUGACAAGCUGAAAGCUUGGCUGCAAGGAAAGGAACAGCAAAAUGCCUUCUGGAUUUUAGUGAGGACCCAGUUCUCACCGGGCAGCCAACAUCAAAUGCUUUCGAUAUGAUCUGUUUCAGAGUUCAAUAUUGUUAGGCUUAGAUGCAAACUAAGAUUUUUCUAUUUCUGCACAGCUGUGAAAACCAUGUGUAUUUUACAUAAUGAGUGAUAAUCAGUUCCAUAUUAGUCAGAAAGCUUGUUAUACCCGCCUGAUCAAAAUUCACAGUUUUAUUUGGAUAUUGGGCAUUAAUGACUCAUUUAAAUUAGAGAUAGAGCAGUGAUAUUUGGGAAAAGUGGCCUAGUAAAAAGGAUUCCCUCAUUUUUACACUAAAAAAAUAGAAAAGAAAAAAAAAAGAAGAAGAAUAAAAUGUCAAGCUAGUAUCAAGCUAGUAAGCCUAAGGAGAAUUUAAUUAAAAUCCAAAGAAGGAAGGAAAACCACAGUAGUACAGUAAGCUCAAAAAUAGAACAAUGGCCAAUGGAGAAUAAAGGGCAAAAUACCCACUCUUGCUUUUUGACUGUGUUGUGGUUUCCUUUGUCAUGCAAAGCUCUGUACUCUGGCUGACCUACAUCAAGCAACUGGCUUUUUGGAGGCCAUCCAGACAGAUCAGCAACACAAAUAUGUCCCUGUAUGUCUAGUACACUUCUGAAUAAUUUUGUACUUGUUGACAGUCCAGCACAGAGAGAUUUUUUGUUUGUCCUCUAUUGUUGUUAUAAAGACGAUGGCAAAAAUCUGUCAGCAUUAAAAAAAAUUUCUGUAACAGACUUAUUUUAUUAACUAGAAUAACUAUAUUCCUUCACUCCCACCCCCUAUCUGAUUUGUUGUUCUUAGGACACAUUUUCUAACCCAGCUGAGAAAUAGGUUAAAGUGGCUGGCAACAGAAAAAAUGUAAGCAACCUCAUAAGAAUGAGUUUCCUUGUAUUAUGAGGGUUGCAAGUUCCCUUGCCUUUUUUUUUUUUUAAUUUGGAUAAGCACAUCUCUUCACCUCCUAAAUAGCUCACUGAGUUGAGGUUGAAGAACACCAUUGUGUCUUUAAUUUCAGAUUCUGAAUUUAGCAUGGAUACUGAGCUGUUGUUUGUGAUGUAAUUCUGCAGGGCCAUUUUCCUUUGACUCUGUCUCUAUCCUCCAAGAAGACGUUGGCAGCAUCACACUUCACAAAACAGCCUUAACUUGAUGUUCCAAAACUCAGACUUGUUGCCCUGAGGAGCAAAAAUGAUAAAAAUGUUUCAGCUUUUAAGUUUUUCUAUUUUUUUUUUUUUUUUUUUUUAACUUCUGCUUAUAACAAAGUUUGACUUCUGCUCUGGACUAAUAAGCUCUGGGUGUAGGUUUAGGGUCCACAAGGUCAUGAAACAGUUAGAGAAGAAAUUAAAAAGGUCUGAUACUUUAUCUGGAAAAUAUGUCAAUUCUGAAGCUGUUCAGAUUGCUGAAAAAUGAGUAUAUUUUAUUGAGGCUUUUGAAAGGGAAGUAUUCAGCUUGUAAUUACAGCAAGACUCAUCCCAAAAGCUUAUCAGCAUUCUUAACAUUAAAUAGCUAAUACCUUAAAUAACAUAAUUUCAGAAACAUUCAAUAGUCAAUUCAAAUAUUGUUAUUUGGGGGGACUAAGAGUUACAUGAUUCUCUAGGAUCUAAAUGUUAAAUAAAAUAGAUUAUCUAGUACUGAGGUUAUAGAGAGUACAAACAUUUUUCUUGAUCACCACUAUUAGGAAAAUAAUUUGAAGAAAAAUGCUAGCGCUAAGAAUUUGAGGGAGUUAUUGAUAUCUUUUAUAAAGACAUCUCUUAACCAUCAGAACAUGUCAAAAGGAACAGACAAAUUAUGCAAAAAUAAAAUAGAUCUGGUCUUCAACCAUCUCCUUCUCUGUUAAUCAAAUACUAGCUCUCCUUCUGCCCUCCUCAAAAAUACAAGCUCAUCCAGAAUCAAUCAAUACCUACUGAGCCCAUACUCUCAGACUCAUUCUGUGACAGAUAAAGAAGUGCAAGCCAGAGCAGGCAGCUGCACCGUGUGUCUACGACUGAGAAGCUCCACAGAGGGGAAAGUGUGUUGCUGUGCAUGGAGGAGGAGAGCACAGGCCCCUCUGGCCUCGUGUUCAGUCGCUCCUUUGUCAGGUGGGUGCAGAAGGAGCCUCAAGGUAUCACCCCUGCCCUACCUGCUGCAGGCAACACGCAGGGAAGGUGGGCAGUAAGUUGCUACUGAUGUUAGUGAAAAUAAACAUGAGAACUAUCAGAUGUCGAGGGACAGAUACCCUGUGACAAAGCAGCUGGAGGAGCAGAAGCGGCUGGCAAUAUUUCCCAUUUGCUCCAUGUUCAAUGUAAAUGCCAACGCCGAGCAGAGGAACAGGUCAGCUUGCUUGGUUAGUGUGCAAUCCACUAAAUGACAGCUACAGGAAAUUGCCUUCUCGGUCAGGUAACACCACACCUGAGCAUCCUUGCAGGAAUUUCCAUCCCAUUCCAUCCCAUCCCAUCCUAUCCUGUCCCACUCCCUCCUCUCAUAUCUGCUUACCUUGCAGACUGAAGUACAAGCACUCAAAGCUUGCUGUAAGGCCUCAGAUUGGGGUCCACAAAAAAACUCUUUGCAGAGGUGUUUAGGGUGAGUAGAUGCCUUGUUUCCUGAGACUUACAGGAGUAAAGCUUUCAGCUGCAAAAAGGCUGUAUUUUUUGUUCUCAAUACACUAUUUUUCACAUCCACAUAGACUGCUAAUAUGAAGCAACUAUAUUGAUACUAUCCUGAUCUCUGAGGUGAGAAGAAAGUCUUAAAAAUGUCAGUUAUGGGCUCAAGAUAUUCCACUAAGCUGCAGUCUGCACACACACACUUGAAAAACAAACACAAAGAAAAAAAAAGCAAAUUAGCAAUGCAAUUACUUAAUCUUUUUUAACCUGGGUUUAGACUAUUCUUUUUCAAGAGAAGGUUGUUUUCUUCUGAUAUUUUGUAGGAAGUUAAAUAAGAGCCUUUUCCAAAUUUUCUCUUCAUUCUUUGCAUGACAGGUAAAUCAUAGAGAGAUUUGUUUAGGAAAUCCCAUUAUUCAUUGUAAAUUAAAAACAAGUGGCAAUGAAUUUACAGACACACAAGAAGUUGUUUGCCAAAGUUAAUAUUCUCUGGUGAACAGCUCACUGCAGCCCUAAUUGAGUUCUUAGGAAUGUUUCAGCACAAAAUUUAAACAAUUAGUAUUAUAUGUUUUCCUUCAGCAUCACAUUAGAACACGGUACAUUUGUCAUCUUAACACCUAGGCAACUUCCUAUGGAACAAUUAUGUAAAUACAAAGCAGUGAGGAGAACAGUGACACAAUUGUCUCUACAUCUAUCUUAGCAAAAUAGUUCAGUGACACCAAGCUCCUUCUUUGAGACCACUAACCUCUGCCUACCUCAGCAAAACACAUGAAUCUGCAAACUGUGCAGACAUCUGGGAAAAAAUGUUGCAAUAAUCACUCUCAAAUCUUAGUUACAUCACAAAAAGCACUUUAUGCAAUUUUAUUCCUGUGCACGAAUAUUUUAACCAUUUAAUCAUAGAACUGUACAACGAAAUAAAAUAAGUAGCUCUCAAAAAAGGGAAAGGAAGUCCCAAAAAACUGUUUUUUUUCAUAGCAAGGCAUUUCCCAUGUGCUGCAAGGAGAUGACAAACUUGUAACCAAGCCAUUGAUAGGGAUAAUGUGACACAGAUACAUUACUGGGGUGACACAGGGUGGGAGAGGUACAGGGAAGAUUUUUAUUGGUCACGUCGUGGCCAGGUAGGUUAACACAACUAGCAUUCAUCUAGUCCUGCUGCCACGGGAAAUUACAGAUAUCUUUUGCCUGGAAACCCAAAUUUAGCUGAGACUUCCUGCACCAGCUGUUUGCUAUCUGAAGCCAUGCCAAAUUUCCUAUUGUAAAUAAUGCUGUCAAUACAGUUCAUCUUUUACUUUCUCCGAUUAUCUCUUCCCUCUUCUAAACAAUAGAGCUUGUGAAUAGCUUUCAGUACCACAUAGCAAAUACUGUUCCUACUUUUUUUUUUCUUUUUCAUGUUUUUAAUUGUUUGAAGAGUGAGAAGCAGCAGCAAAGAUGCUAUCUGCUUGAAAUGACACUUGCCAAGAUGUUCUUUAGAGAAUGUUGAAGAAAAAUUCCCUUUUAGUCACAUUGGGCCCCUUACCAGAUAUACAACUUUCAAGAUAUCCCCUCAGACAGCAAUCUAGAGCAUAAGAAGUUGGACAGAGACUGAGAUGCACAUGCAUAUAAUUUUCAAGAAUGUUUUCAUUCCUUGUAGCUCCUUUAAUUGUGUUUUUGUUUGCUUGGCCUUGCUUUGCUUUGUUCUGGUUUGUUUUCACAGGGAGACAUCAGGACUGAGAUACCAUUGCACUGCAUGAGUGUAUUAGGAAGAAUGGAGUGGGAGCCCAGAAAACUGGAGUGAAAUAGUCAUAAACGAGUCUGAAAGUCAGGAGACUUUCAGCACAAAUGUGCACAUGGCAACUGUUCAAAGAGCAGUUGGUUUUCUUUAGCUCCCACUUCAGUCAGGUCUCCACUUCAUAGCCCAUCCAAAAAAAUAGGUAUUUUUAGGGAAAAUUGUACUUUCAGGUGCUAUUAUACCUGGAGUCUCAGGCACAGUGAGUCUGAUUCCCCCUGCUCACUGAGAAAUGAGCUUCCUUGAAAAGCUGAGGUUUUUCCAGCCUUCUGAUUGCUACCUGUUGGCUCUCUAAGGCUCUCCAAAGUAUUGAAAAAAUAAAAUAAAAUAAAAUAAAAUAAAAUAAAAUAAAAUAAAAUAAAAUAAAAUAAAAUACUUUAAAGUCAAGGUGAAUCUAUGGGAACUUACAAAAUUAUUGGUUAUUUCAAAUACUUUACUACAACACAGAUAUCUGCCCCUUCUUCCUGCAACUCUUACGGUUCUUCUGCUCUAGGUAAUAAUUUGCUAUAAUUUAUUUCACAUGUCCUGUAAAAAUACGACCUAAGAUGUUUUUAUAUUAUUCAGAAAACUCAUCAAUAAUUUUGACAUCUUCAUUAUAAAGGUUUGAAGAUUUGUUAAUGAUACACGUUCAGCAUGCUAAUACAGUUAAAGAAGGCAGCUGCCCAGUGCUGGGCAGUGGUGAAGCAGCAGCAAGGUAGUGAGUAGAGUAUGCUAAAAGACAGAAUACUAAACUUAGCUUUUACAGCAAAAGGGAUUAUCUCCCAGCAAUGUAUCUAAAUAUCCCCUGCUGUCAUUCAUGGCAGUUUUGAGCCAGCUAUGGAUUUUGCAAGAAGAGCACAUUGAUCAAUUCUGUGCAGUUACUAGUGUCAUGAUACCUCUGAUAAUAUAUAAAAUGAAGCAGAUGCACCAUUUCGUAGGUAAAUCUUUUUAUUAGCAUAUUGUGCGUUCCGCACCUUCUUCAGAUGACAAGUAAACAAAAUGACCAAAAAGAUCUUUAACAGAAAGAACAUAUGUCUACUUCAAAUACCAGAAGAAAAAUUUCAUCACCUGCUCUUUCAUAAAAAAAAAAAAAAAAGCUGCAAAGGUAAUGCAAAUAAAGCAAUUUGUCAAGGGGAUUUAGUUUCUUUAAUUUUAUUUAUUUCCUUUACUCAUCUCAGAAGGAGUUGACUGUCCUCAAGCAGAAUGCACAACACGACUCAAGCAGUAACAGCCCCUUCUUGGGAGCCCACUGUUCAAAGUUAUAACCUGUAUAAGCAUCUUGAUAAAGGACUUUGUUAAUAAAGCUCUCAGCUGGUCCUCUACAAUCUGAGGAACCAGCAGAGUGGGAUUGCUUUGUAGCUCCUGUUGAAUACAUGAACAUACAUUGAAGAUAUAAAUGUCUACUUACCAUCUUUAAUUUUGCAUUGAUGGAAUGGAGCAAGGAAGUGCCAUGCUAGGCUUUGGCACCUUUUAUCCUAAUUUUCUUAAUAGUUGAUUAAAGUAAAAAAAAAAAAAUACUUCUACCGAAGUCAGCAGAAUUACCUGUAGGUCUGUAUAACUGGUGCAAAAAUAAAGAGCAGAAUCAGGCCCAGAAUUUGUGAACAUGAAUUUCUGUCUAUUCUACUAUUUAAUAGAAGUUUUAGCAUCAUUGCCUUUUCUAAAUGUCCAUAACUAUUGCCAUACAAACCAUAAAUUAACAUAUGCUUUCUUUUCAAGGUUUUCUUUCAGGCUACAGGUAUGAUUAUCAACUGGAAAAUAUGUCUCUUCCUUUAUACACUUUGUUCAAAAUCGUUAAAGUUAAAAUAUAAGCACUAAAGUUAAGUAGAAAUACAUCAACCUAUAUUUAUGACUACUGUAUAUCAAAGAUUUUACCUAAAGAGGUUUACUUAUAUUUAUUUUUGAAAAAAAUUAGAUGGGUCAUAGCUAAAAGGAGCUGCAUUUUUGUAGGAAUACUAUACUUACUGCUGAGAAGCAAGAGAGUCGUGAUCAAAAUGUUACCUAGUUUCAGUGUAUGUUACUUUAAAAAGAACAUGGUUUAUGUUAUCCUAACUUUUGGAAAAUUCACCAAGCCUGGUAUAAGAAAAAAAAUAAGACCUUAUUGUAAUAGCUAUAACAUAUUGAAAAUUUUGUAUUUUCAUCAAUUUUAUUCUUACAGGAGAAAAGACAUCACUCACUCAAUAUGAAUGCUGCACAUGUUAGCAAUAGAAACAUUGAUUUUUGUAACUUUGAUUGCACUUGCCUUAACUUUUCCACACAUAUGUACAAACACAAAUAACACAUAGAGGGGGGGAAAAGAGAAUUAAGAGAAAUAAAACCCACAAAAGUAGGCAAGUUUUACAUUAUUUAAUGAAUAACAACACGUGAGCUUUUUCAAUAGAAUCCUUGUAAAGAGCACAUGAUGCCAUAAGUUUGUUAAAGCACAAGGUGUACUUUGUCUAAAUGAAAAAAAAAACAACAACAAAACAACACAAAACCAAACAAAAAAACCCUUUUGGUGUGACUUUAAUUUAAGUUUAAAAAAGUUGGAUGUUUAAAAAAAAUCUUUAUUACUUGCAUAUGAAUAUUUUUGUAUGAUAAUAUAUGAAGAAGGUUUUAAAACAAAACAAACAAAAAAAAAACCACACUUGCUUUAUAGUGUGCAAAUUUUAGAGGAAAGUAAACAGGGUAUGUGUCCAAUUUGUAAAACAAUGUUCUCCUUUCAAGAUUACUCUUUCACUGACUAAAUGCAAGGUUAUGACAACUUGAAAUACUUUUUUUUUGUGAACUGACAAAGAAAAAAAUAAAGCAAAUGUGAAUAAUUU